AGCAACUGCAGAACAUGCAGUCAAAACUUCAUGAACUUUGAUCACAUUAAUUUUGUAACGUUCAUGUAGUCGACAAGUAAGCGCAAGUCGGACAUUUUUUAUCCAUAAUUGCAACACAUUUUGAAAGGUUGGUCACCGACUUGACAAAAGGGAUCCGCUCAAACGCGCCCAAUGUAUGACGUUUUAGAGAUUCAGAAGGUACAUAUAAGCGCACGUGGCUCCACUCAUUGUGGAACUUGUAGUCACAUUAACAUGCUAGAGAGGCACUUCCGGAACCAUUGUGCAUCACCAGAACUGCACUACCCAUAUAUCAUUCGGGUUAUCAAGACUGUCUCAGACACGGAAGGUAAAGAAAAGUGCGGUACUGUAGAAGAUCCGAGAGGAGUUCACACUGCAUCAAGUCUAAAAGUUGUGAUCUGCUCUGGAGUCCAGGUACACUUAUAGACAGCCUCCAUCUGUCCUUCUAUCCCACCUUCCAUCCCUCCCUUCUCUAAUUACCAGACCCUGGGACCGUGAGAAGCAAGCGAGGUUGAAGGUCUGCAGUCAUCACCAUGUCUACAUUCCGUUUUGGACAGCACGUCAUCAAGGCCUCAGCAGUGUUUCUACAAACUGAGUUGUCCUUCGCCCUGGUCAACAGGAAGCCUGUGGUGCCUGGACAUGUGUUGGUGUGUCCUCUGCGGCCCGUUGAGCGUUUCCGAGACUUGCAUUCUGAUGAGGUGGCUGACCUCUUCACCACCACCCAGAGAGUGGCUGACCUGGUGGAGAAACACUCAGGCUUCCUCCUCACCAUCGCCAUGCAGGAUGGCCCUGAAGCCGGACAAACUGUGAAGCAUGUUCACGUGCAUAUCCUCCCCAGGAAGGCAGGUGACUUUGAGAGAAAUGACAACGUCUAUGAUGAGCUCCAGAAGCAUGACCGUGAGAGUGAAGACGUCCCUUCCAGGUGGAGAACGGAGGAGGAGAUGGCAGCAGAGGCUUCUGAUCUGAGGAAACAAUUCAGCUAAACUGUCCUGUAAAGAACCACUUUAGGUCUUUCUCUAUAAAGAAGGCUACAUUGAAAAUGUUUUGCCCAUGAUGUUAAAGUUGUUGUUGAUGAGUGCUUUAGUUGAAAUAGAAGGUUCAUGUUAGUGACUCAUGACUUAUUGUGUUUUGUCUUUUUUCCAAUCCAGAAUCUCUAUAACGACAUCUUGCAAUGUUUCUAGUGAUUGUGAAGUGGAUAAUUCUUCAGUUGACACUGUUGUUGGACAAAGCAUUUUGAACUGAACUGAUGUGGUUGAUUACAGUUCAUACAUCUUUAAAUGUAAUGUGUGACUUGUAUUAUUACCUCAGAUGUUUUUUUGUGGUGUUUUUGUUGUUCUCCUUAGAAUUUAUUGGGGUUAGACUUGUACCAGAGUUAUUGUUGUUGUUUUAUAUUCCAUGAGUGUCACAACAUGUAAAUGUUGAAUUAUUCAUCAAUCGCUCUCCCUUGCAUCAGUUCUUAAUCGCACCAAGUCAGUGCUCAUAACAACAUUUAAAGGCCCUCUAAACCCCACAGUCACAGCUAUGAACAUGCAUGUGAGCACGUCCAUGCAAAGCGGAGCUAAAAACGAGUGGAUAAUGAAGGUAACAUGUGGUUAAUAAAGAGGAGCAGCUGCUCUGGGAUCUGUGAAAUUGUCAAAUCAGAUUUAGUGUGCCGUAGGAGACAACAAGCCUGCCAAAGAGUCAGCUGAAGGCAAUAUAUCUGCUUCCACAUUGACAGAGGUCAUAGUAGUGGAAAGCAGAGAUGUUGUUGUUGCUGGUUUUUCUUCAUAUUUGUGAUUAACUUUAAGCAUCUGAUUUGGAAAAAGGUUUGCUUUUCAUAAUAAUCAGUUUAGUUGAGUUUAUUCAGAUCCCCAUUAGCUACUGCACAUGCAGCAGCUCCACUAUCCCGGGGUCCACAUAAAACAUACAAAUACAUAGCAAAAAAACACAAUAUAUCACAUUCAAUUAAAAUAAGAGUUGUAUAUAUAGGAAGUUCAAGAAGAGACCAAAAACAAUACCAUUUACAGUGAGAUAAUGAAGGCCUGAAACAUUACGAGAAGCAUUUUGAAGCCUAAUUUCAGUUUUCAGUUUGAUACACUUUCAUUUCCUUCAACUCAGUUGUAAAGCGCUUAAAAGCAUUUCCCUGCACUCUUAGAAAACAAAUAGUUCCAAAAGGGUUCUUCGGCUGUCCCCAUAGGAUAACCCUUUUUUGGUUCCAGGUAGAACCAUUUUGGGUUCCAUGUAGAACCCUCUGUGGAAAGGGAUCUACAUGGAACCCCAAAUAGUUUUACCUCAAACAAAAAAGGGUUCUUCAAAGGAUUCUCCUAUGGGGACAGCCAAAGAACCCAUUUAGGUUCUAGAUAGCACCUAUGUUUCUAUCAGUGUUGAGUCCAGGGAAUGGGUUUUGUUUGGUACAAGGUUGAAAAAUUGACCAUAAUAAAUGGUGUGAAUUGAACUCCACCUCAACAUUCAGUAAAGUGGCAUUAUGAUUGAAACAAUGACCACAGUAAUGGAUUGAUUCCUGGUGGUUAUGCCUGAUGAAUAGCACAGCAUAAGGCUACAUUGAUUUUCUUUUUUGUAUCGAUGUUGGAAUAAAAUGCCAGUCUUGCCAUUUACUCAGCUGGAUGCAGAAAUACAAUUCUGUUCUUGAAAUACAAUGUGUGAGUGGCUUUUAGUGGUAAUCAAGCUGUAAAAGGCCCCAUGAAUUUUAAACAAUAUUAUUAAGCAUUAGGAAUUCUUCAAUGGCAAUAAUUCAGAAUCGGGGGAGAAAAUCCAUCUACUGUAGGUCCAGUAAGAUUAAACUUUCCCACACAGUGAGGGAAACAUAGCCUCACAUAAAGAAAUAUACCGUUCAUAUUUGACCUUGGCUUCAGGACCAACACUGUUACCACGAUCCAAAUGCCCCUUUUAAUAUCCCUUCCAUUUCACAGGUUUGUGGUUGAUCGUAAUAUGAAAUAAUUAGUAGGAACAUAGAAUUGGAUAUCGUUAAAGCAUAUUGAAUAUAAUUAGCUACCAGAGAAUAACGUUGAAAUAAAUUUCACAUGCUGUGGAAUGGAAGGCACAUCCCAAAUCUAUUUGAUGGAUGACUCGAAGUGUUCCUAUUUACUGAGGUAUGGUUUAAUUACCUCUCUGACAUGGUUAUAGGGCCAAAUAACUCCCAACAUAUUUUAUAGGAAUACCAGGCUACCGCUUCAAUGGUACCAUGAAUCACUUUACUUUGGUACACAAAAGUACACAACACUGUGAGAUUGGCUUUUGGGAACUUCUCUGACUAAUGUUUUGCUUGUAUUUCAAGAGAAAGACUGUUUAACUGAACUUCAUAGAUUAGAUGUUUCAUUACACAACCCAAAUGCUCUUAUACUUUUGAUUUAAAGCAUGAACAUUGACAUGAAAAACUAAAUGUAAAAGCAUCCAAGGAACUAGCAUAUUCUGUCCCAACAGAGCGAAAGAUCCAUGGGCAUUAAAUCUAGUUGUGUAUUGUGGGUUUUGGCCACCCAUGUAUUCACUAGAGGAGACAGCUCACUUAUAGGAAACACUAAUUUUCCUCUUUCCACCAUCAUUGAAUGUAACAAUAUAUAGAGCCAUACAGCUUCUUUUCAAAUGAUAAUAUCCCUGGACCAUCAGAUAUGCAUCUGCACAUGUCAGCAAGCGAGUUCAGCAUUACUAUGAAAUGUGGCUGGAGACCCCACACAUAACCAUCAUUAUUUAUUAUUUAUAACCAUCAUUAUUUACCCGUAAUAGAAACACAUCCUCUGGUUCAACUAAAUGGAUGUGUCUUCCAUUAUAGGUGCGUUUGAAGAAACCGUGUACUGACCUAAGUAAUGGUGCCUCUCAUUAUGUGAACGAGAAUCGAAUAGCAAAAUGUGGCUCACCUCUUUUAAGACUGGUUAUACAGUGCAUUCGUCAAGUUUUUUCUUUGUUAUAAAUUUGCAAAAUUGUAUAAAAAGCUGUUUUUGAUUUAACAAUGUGGGGUAUUGUGUGUAGAUUGAUGAGGGGAAACAACUAUUUAAUCAAUUUAGAAUGAGCCUGUAACAUAACAAAACAUGGAAAAAGUCAAGGGGUCUGAAUACUUUCCGAAUGCACUGUAUAUGCCAUGGCAAUGUUUAUGUAAUGUACAGCCACAGGAGGUUGGUGGCACUUUAAUUGAGGAGGACGGGUUCAUGGUAAUCGGUGGAGCGGAAUUAGUGGAAUGGUAUCAAAUACAUCAAACACAUGGCUUGAUGCCAUUCCAUUUGCUCCGUUCCAGACAUCAUUAUGAGCCGUCUUCCCCUCAGCAGCCUCCUCUGUGUACAGACCAUACUGCACAGGGGUUUCUACUACUCCUGUGGGUAUGAGUGCAUGGAUGAGAUUUAGGUCUCCAAGAAAUACUCUCAUAUUUGUGCUAAUGUCUUCUAUAUGAAUUUUUGCUAGCAGUGUUAACCACAUUACAUUUUUACCUUCCUAAUAUGACUUAUGCUGAUAACAAUAGGAACAAUAUUAUUAACCAGUAGUCAUUUUUACAGACUUGUCAGUUUCUACCAGUGAACAGAAAAACAGCAAAGAGAAAUACAUCCUGAUCAGAGGUAGUAUAUAUUGUGACAGGUCUGCAUGCAGUUGGGGUUAUUAAAAAUGGCCUUUUCAGUUUUUCAGUUUUUCUAUUCUUCUCACAAAUUGAAUCCAGUUUCUUGAAUAGGUAGUGCUUAGUGAAUGGAAUGGCUUUAAGGAGGAAUGUGUUUGAGCAGUAAUGUACUUUUUUGUGGUGUUUGGUGCUGUAAUGACUUACUAUAAGAUAUCUAAUUUCUUAUAACUAAAAUAAAUAUCAUAUUUAGUGCCAGUACAAAUUUGGCCCCAUUUCAUAUAA
Messenger RNA from Oncorhynchus masou masou (cherry salmon), 4837 nucleotides. RefSeq names its product fragile histidine triad diadenosine triphosphatase (gene fhit). Gene Ontology annotation, molecular function: ubiquitin protein ligase binding; bis(5'-adenosyl)-triphosphatase activity. Gene Ontology annotation, cellular component: nucleus; plasma membrane; cytoplasm. Lineage: Eukaryota; Metazoa; Chordata; Actinopteri; Salmoniformes; Salmonidae. The record is from RefSeq and is a predicted model, not a curated record. Gene Ontology annotation, biological process: intrinsic apoptotic signaling pathway by p53 class mediator; purine nucleotide metabolic process; diadenosine triphosphate catabolic process.